GUUUGAAAAAGAAGAACCCGAGUUUGUUUACAGUUUUCGAUGUAAUUUGCAGUUUUAAGCGAAAAAUGUCCUGGCUGCAGGACCUGGCCGGUAAGGCCGAGAACAUCCUGACCAAAAUCGACAAGAAUGCCGCCACCGUGCUGCAGAACCCGGUCCGGCCGGAAAAUGGUGAUGUGGAAGCUCUGGAACCGCUCGUGGAGGUCACAACAUCGCCGAGCCCCCGGAUGGAUUACGGUGGAACCGUCGCGACGCCAGUGGCCAAACUACCCACCGCGGAGUCCCGUCCGUCGUCAUCGAGGUCGCUUCGGUUGUCGGCGGGAAGUCGUGCGAUCGCGGAGAACUCUCCGUCGGAACGACGGACUUCCUCCCGCGCCAGCUCGGUUAGCUCGAAGCGGGAGGGGACCGUUAUAGAGGUGGGACCGGGCGAAGUUGAGGUGCAGGAGUUUCCGUCGGUUGAGAAAGAACUAGCGACGACUAAAAUCUUUUUAGCGGAGAUCAAGUCAGAACGAGACGAGUUGAAAGUCGAGCUGGACAGUGUCCAGUCCAUGCUUUCGAGCGCCGAGUGUGAGGCCAGUUUGAGGGAGCUGGAGAGCCGGUACCAAAGUCUGGUCGACGAGCGAAACGAGCUUUACAUUAAACUGAUGGCCACGGAAGAAUCCAACGCGAAAUAUAUCAAAUCGAUUUCCGAGCUGGAGUCGAUCGUUUCGAAGCACAUCCAGAACGAACAGGAGAUUGGCCAAAAGUUGGAGAUGGCACAAAUGGAAACCGCAAACGCUACGGCUGAGCUGCAGCAGUACCGGAUAAGGGCCCACGCAACUCUCCAGCUGAAGGAGAAGAUGAUCGAACAGCUAAAAGAUGCAACGUCCCAGGAUUGUUCCGAAGGCGAAAAGGGCAAUUCCGAGCGGUUGAUGCUGAUGGAGCUUGAGCAACUUAAGAACGAUCGCCACAGCAUGCAGGAGGAAAUUGCUGGCUUGAACGAAAAAUACGAGCAGGGCAAAAAGUUCUGGCAAACGAUGGAGCAAACGCUCAGGACAAGUGCGUUCGAUCUGGAAAGUCGCGUUGCUGAGCUCCAGCAAAAGUUGAGUCUCGAAUCGACCAAAGCUCUGCAGCUGCAGGACAAUCUAAACAUCAAACAAAAGGAGCUGCAAUCCGCCCGGGAGGAAGUCACCAAACAGAGGACAUCACUAUCCGUUCAGAUGCACGAAAAGGAAUCAGAAAUCACCAAGCUGAAGGCAAAAAUGCAAUCCCGCCCGUCCAACUCGUCCGCGGACCUGGAGCUGCGACUAAACUCGCUCACGCAAUCGCUGGUGCAGAAACAAACCACGCUGGAAUCCACCACGGCCGAACGAAACGCGCUCCGGCUACAGUUGGAGAAAUUAGAUACCCAAUACCGGAGCACGGUGACGCAAAUUCGCCAGCAGAGGGUGCCCUACCUAAGCUUAAACGAAACGGACGAUGCUAAAUCGCAGGUGCCAAACUUUAUGGUGGAAAAUCCGUUCGACAGUCGGGUGUCGAGGCGCGUCAAGCGUGCCUACUCCUCGCUGGACUCGAUCGGGGUGCGGCUGGGCGUCUUUAUGCGCCGCUAUCCGCUGGUGCGGAUUCUGGUUAUUGUGUACGUGGCCGUGCUGCAUCUGUGGGUCAUGUUUGUGCUGCUGUCGUCGACGCCUGCGGCGCAAUAAAAUGUUAAUCAAUUUAUUUGUGUAAAGAGUAUAUCGAAAUUUUAUAUUUUGUUUCUUAAAACUAGUAAAUAAAUAUUAUUCCAAGAAAGCAGAACAAAAACCCCUGCGGAUAUUUUCCGGGGUCAAAAAACCGUCGACCUCUGGCUUGUUACGGCGGUAGACCUGCAGAUCUUAACUUCAGGGAGUCCUUGGAUGACCCAGAACAUCUCAGCACAUCUGGAAAGUAGUCUAUCAUACUCACUGAAGCUAUGCGGAUAUGUUCCGGGGUCAAAAACCGUUGACCUCUGGCUUGUUACGGUGGUAGACCGGCAGAUCUUAACUCCAGGGAGUUCUUGGAUGGCCAAGGACAUCUCAACACAUCUGGGAAGUAGUCUACAAUACGAAUUGAAGCUAUGCGGAUAUGUUCCGGGGUCAAAAACCGCCGACCUCUGGCUUUGCUACGGUGGUAGACCCACAGGUCAUAACUCCAGGGAGUUCUUGAAUGACCCAGAUCAUCCCAAUAAGUUGUUGCAACAAUGUACUGUAGCCUACAACACUCACUGGAGUAGUCUGGGUAGGAUCCGUUGUCAAAAUUAUGAAGUUUCGACUAGUUUCUUUGGUAAACCAUUUGCACAAAAUUCCCAGAAGUUUCGGAUGGACUAGAACAUCCCAUGUGUUCAAAAAUCAUGCUAAAAUGUUUAAAUAACAUUACUAAAGAAAAUACAAUAGUUACAUUUUGAAAAUACUCCGACAAAUUACGAAAUCCCAAAGAUUCUUGAUUUAAGUCAGAUUCUCAAUUUAAGUCAUGUUCAUUUUCAUUUCAAGUCAUGACUUAAAAAAAGUUGUGUAAAUCGAGAAUCGUUUAAAAAAAGGUGACUUAAAAAAAGAAUAUGGUGUAUUUGAAAUAUACGUGAAUUUCUUUGAUAAGA
Messenger RNA from Culex pipiens pallens (northern house mosquito), 2587 nucleotides. RefSeq names its product golgin-84 (gene Golgin84). Lineage: Eukaryota; Metazoa; Arthropoda; Insecta; Diptera; Culicidae. Gene Ontology annotation, cellular component: Golgi cisterna; Golgi membrane. The record is from RefSeq and is a predicted model, not a curated record. The coding region runs from base 66 to 1679 and encodes 537 amino acids. Gene Ontology annotation, biological process: Golgi organization; retrograde transport, vesicle recycling within Golgi. The transcript is spliced from 4 exons.